AUGAUCAUUUUCAAUCGUCAAGCGGUCAUCUCGACCCAAGCUGCUUUCGACUGCCCUAAUAAAAGCUCCCGUAUUGCCUCGCCUAAAAGCAUGUCCCGCCCUGUGUCAAAGUUUGCCGAAUGGCUUGCCAGGGCUCCCGUCCAAGAUAAGUUUGGUCUUUGCGGGCUCCUCGCUCUUGCGCCAACGCCAGGCGUGCUCCAGUGGCUGGAUAUCCCAUCAUACUUGCAAGGGGGAGUACUUGCAGCCCUGGUGAUCGCCAACAUUAUUGCAAUCAGUCUUCAUGCUCAGACCUGGGCAGAUGUGCAGAAGCGAGCCGGAUGCUUGGCGGUCACCCACCUUGUUCCCCUCUGCUCCGGGUUUAGCUUCAGCCUUCCGGCCCACGUCUACCGUGUCGAACGGGGCACGUUCCAGUGGGCCCAUCGGUGGCUAGGCCGCAUUUGCGUGCUGCAUUGCCUUCUUCAUGGGUCCGUCUUAGGCACAGUUGCUCGAAAUACAAGCCUUGAAGCUCCCCUCGUCAUCUCACUCCUGGCCGGAUGCAGUCUCGUCUCGAUCUUGCCUUGGACGCUCGCUGCGAUUCUUCGACGGUGGCCGCAACUCGGCCUCAAGGUCCACCAUGUGCUUGCUUUGGUCGCCACCGGUACCCUUUUCUACCAUUUGAUCGACCGGGUAUCGUCCUACCGCUGGGUUUUACUAGGCGGUAUUUGCGCCGGAUUUGCUUGGAGUGCCGGGACAUGUCUGCAUACCAUGUGGCUCCACAGAUCGUGGCACAUCACCUCGCUACGGGCCCUCGCGCGGUCUUCCAACAGGCUCUUAUGGCUUGAUAUUGCGGUUCCGGUGGAGUGGGUGGCCCAACCGGGGCAGUAUGUGCAGCUCUGGAUGCCACGCCUGGGAGUAAGGUCCUGCUUGCAGCUUCCCGCAUUCUACGUGGCUUCGGUGUCCUUCUUCUUGGAUGCUUUGCGGUGUCGUGUGCUUACCGUGCUUACCGAAACAGACCAUCCCCACUGGGUUGGGGAGGAAAUCUCGCAAAUCCUUGAACUCGACCGUAUGUUUGACCGAGACGAUUGUCCCGAGCAUAGACACCGAGAUGACCGGGGAUUUGAUAUGUUGCAAUUCACCACACAUAUCCUAGAUACUCAGCCCGUGGACCAGAUUCGUUACCGCAACCGUACGCGCUUGAAAUACCAUUUUCAUGCCAUCAAUAUCGCCAAGGAGCUGGCACGCCUUAUGGAUGGUACAAGCGGAACGACCGCGGUUUCGGUAUGCGCAAGCAACCCGUUACGCGCAGCAGUACGCCGUUUCGUUCAUCCUAGAACGAGUGGCGAUUUUCGAUUGAUUGACCUGGACCUUGAACCCUCUUGCACGUGGUGGACGGACGAUGACCCUAUCUACCGUGCAACAUCCGAAACGAUUACAGCCUCCGAGCGAGCAGAAUCUUCCAACACUGGCACAGUGUUGGAGCCCAGUUGGACGCCGGCCCCCUUGCCUGUUGCACAUACUGUCCCUGAACAGGCCUCUCGUCUCUCAGGAGAAACAUUG
Penicillium arizonense is the source of this 1536-nucleotide messenger RNA. RefSeq lists its product as uncharacterized. The annotation marks the transcript as partial. The record is from RefSeq and is a predicted model, not a curated record. NCBI's taxonomy places the organism in Eukaryota, Fungi, Ascomycota, Eurotiomycetes, Eurotiales, Aspergillaceae. The transcript is spliced from 7 exons. Gene Ontology annotation, biological process: intracellular iron ion homeostasis; iron ion transport; copper ion import. Gene Ontology annotation, cellular component: plasma membrane. Gene Ontology annotation, molecular function: ferric-chelate reductase activity.